Vigna angularis (adzuki bean) is the source of this 2041-nucleotide messenger RNA. RefSeq names its product putative serine/threonine-protein kinase-like protein CCR3. NCBI's taxonomy places the organism in Eukaryota, Viridiplantae, Streptophyta, Magnoliopsida, Fabales, Fabaceae. Gene Ontology annotation, molecular function: protein serine/threonine kinase activity; ATP binding. The record is from RefSeq and is a predicted model, not a curated record. Bases 220 to 1833 code for a protein of 537 amino acids. The transcript has a single exon. Gene Ontology annotation, biological process: protein phosphorylation.
UAUGUUUCCAGACGCCAUUUUUCUCUGUACACGGUUUUCAAGAAUUCGUCGUGGCCGAGCUUGUAUAAGCCGCCAGCAAUUUGUCAAAUGAUCAGAUCAUUCUAUGGUUCUGGAAGCUCUGUUGAUGUGUAGAGAGGUGGGACCUUCUCAACUGAGACGCGUAUUGUCUGUGUAUAAAGAUCGAAAGGGAGUUCUUUCAAAGUACAUAUAUACUUUCACAUGGCUCGUUACAUGGGUGAUGCAACAAGUUUUUGUUCGGCUGUGGACAGUGCCAUAAGGAGUGAGACUGCCUCAGGUUUCGGAGCAUCUCCUCCCCAUAGUUUUUCUUCGGUGGUGGACUAUGCAUUGAGAAGUAGUUGUGCUUCUGAAGCAGAUUUUCGAACAUCCCGUGUCUCCAGUUUUGUUUCGAGAGUGGUGGACUAUGUGAUCAGGAGUAGUGCAAGAACAGAUUUAGAAACCUUCCCUGUGCCUGGUUUUGCUUCUGAGGCUUACUCCACCACUGUUGCUGAAGCUGAUUUUCGAACGUCCCGUGUCUCCAGUUUUGCUUCGGGAGUGGAUGACUAUGUGAUCAGGCGUAGUAGUAGUGAAGGAACAGAUUUAGAAACCUUCCCUGUGGCAGGUCUUGCUUCUGAGGUAUACUCCACCACUGUUGCUGAAGCAGAUUUUCGAACAUCCCGUGUCUCCAGUUUUGCUUCGGGAGUGGACUAUGUGAGCAGGAGUAGUAGUAGUGGAGGAACAGAUUUAGAAACCUUCCCUGUGCCGGGUUUUGCCUCUGGGGUUUACUCCACCACUGUUGCUGAAGGGUCCUCACCAGUGUUGUCCAAUGUCACAGAACAUGCUGUUAAAGGCUUACAAUUAUUCAGCCAGGCUGUAGCAGCGACCAACAAUUUCUCACUUAACAACAAGAUUGGUGCUGGAAGGCUUGGUGUUGUGUACAUAGGCAAACUCGUUGAUGGUCGUGAGGUUGCAAUCAAGAGGGUUGAAACCUGGCAAAAGAAAAAGAUCUCAUCAAUUAAAUCUGCAUUGACCUUCUUGUCCCGUUUACACCACAAACACUACUUGGUUGGGUUGGUUGGAUUCUGUGAAGAGAAAUACGAGAGGCUGUUGGUGUAUGAGUACAUGAAGAAUGGUACCUUGUAUGAUCAUUUGCAUGAAAAUGGUAGCAAUGCGUUGAAUCGGUGGAAAAUGAGGAUCACUAUUGCUUUGGAUGCUUCCCGAGGAAUAGAAUAUCUUCAUAAGUAUGCAGCUCCACUAUUUAUUCACGGGCACGUCAAGUCUUCCAACAUUCUUCUUGAUGCCACUUGGCUGGCAAGAGUGUCUGAUUUUAAAUUGUGUUUGAUGAGUCCAGAAGCUGAGCGUGAUUACCGACGAAUAAAGGUAGGAGGAACAGUUGGAUACAUUGAUCCUGAGUACUAUGAUCUAAAUACGUUGACAGCAAAGAGUGAUGUGUAUGGACUGGGAGUUGUAUUGCUAGAGCUUUUAACAGGAAAGAAAGCUAUAUUCCUUGAUGGGGAAGAUGAAGUUACCUUAAGUGUGCACCGUUUGGUGGACUUUGCCGUGCCUGCCAUUUUGGCUGGGGAAUUGGUCAACAUUUUGGAUCCUAGGGUUGGACCACCGGGUGUGAAUGAGAUAGAGGCAUUGGAGUUGGUGGCCCAAACAGCCCUCCAUUGCGUGAAUCGGAAAGGUAAAGAUAGACCAUCCAUGGCUGAUAUUGUGAUCAGUUUGGAGAGAGCAUUGGCCAUCUGUUACGGUAGUUCUUAUCAUAUCAUUCAUGGGUGGAUGGAUUUUGAAAAUAUAGUUUGGAAAUAUAAGGGAUAUGUUAGGGAUUUAUAAUUUUAUUUUAUUUGUGUAUUUUAUUUUAUUUUAUUUUAUCCAACCUUUGCCCCGUCUAAACCAUAAUCACUUGGCUGGGCUAGUUGGGUUCUGUAAAGAGAAAGAUGAAAGGUUAUUGGUGUAUGAAAAGAUGAAGAAUGGGGCGUUAUUGGACAAGGUGAGCAGUGUAUUGAAUUAUUGGAGAAGGAGAAUCAAGAUUGAUUUGGAU